Molecule: messenger RNA, 1408 nt
Organism: Folsomia candida
Lineage: Eukaryota; Metazoa; Arthropoda; Collembola; Entomobryomorpha; Isotomidae
Gene: Stip1
Product: stress-induced-phosphoprotein 1
Exons: 6
Coding region: 357-1328 (323 amino acids)
Molecular function (GO): Hsp90 protein binding
Source: RefSeq, a predicted model, not a curated record
UUCCUUCUGCACAUUUUAGAGCCAGAAUUUUGCAUUGUAUUUUGUAUUUUCAGCUGAAUACUUGUUGGAAAUACCCUAAAUUUAUUUUUUUGUCAUAAAUUGAAAAUAUGAUUAGGCUACACCACGUUUUGUGAUAAAAAGUAAAGAAAUCAGAUAUCAUUAUAAUUGUCGGUCUGGGUGGAGAGCGGUAGAAGUUGGGCGGUGAGUGGUGUAAAGUUCUGCGAGGAGCCUGUUUUAGUCAGAGAACGGCAGAACGAACACACUGCUCGGCACAAAGGGAGUGAAUUUAUUCGUCAUUCUCGUUUUUGGAUAAUUUUAUAAAUUUUUACUUUUGAAAACAUCAUAACUCAAUUAAAAUGGCCACCAACGAGAGUGAGGCUGCCAAUCUGAAGACUCAGGGGAAUCUUUCGUACACAAAGAAGGACUUUGAUACAGCCUUAUCCUGCUACACGAAGGCUCUGACCCUCGACCCUACCAACAUGACUUACAAACUCAACAUUGCUGCGGUAUAUUUCGAACAGAAAAAGUACGAGGAUUCCAUCAAAACUUGUCUGGAUGCAAUUGAAUUGGGAAGAGAGAACAGGGCCGAUUUCAAAUUAAUCGCGAAAGCAUUCACUCGCAUAGCUAACUCACACCGAAAACUUGGCGAGUAUACGAAUGCAAAAGUCUUUUAUGAAAAAUCAUUAUCUGAACACCGAGUCCCCGAAACUCGAGCUAUGCUGGCUGAGGUCGAAAAGAUUAUAAAAGAGGAGGAGCGUAAAAGCUACAUCGAUCCCGUUAAAGCUGAAGAGGAAAAAGAAACUGGAAAUGACUUGUUUAAAAAGGGAGACUUUGCUGGCGCUCUAAAACACUACACGGAAGCUAUUCGGCGUAAUCCAGAGGACGCAAAGCUUUAUUCCAAUCGUGCCGCGUGCUACACAAAAUUGGCCGCAUUUGAUUUGGGAUUGAAAGACUGUGACAAGUGCUUGGAGUUGGAUGUGACUUUUAUAAAAGGGCAUCUCCGUCGGGGUAAAAUCCUCCAUGCUCUGGGAGACCAUACAAAAGCAAUGACUUCGUAUGAGAAUGCGUUGCAACUCGACCCCACGAACUCGGAGGCAUUGCAAGGUCAUCAACUCGCCCUCCGCCAAGUGCACUCGAAUCCUGAGGAGAUGCGGAAGAAGGCGAUGGGUGAUCCGGAGGUGCAGGCAAUUCUUGGGGAUCCUGCCAUGCGACUGAUUUUGGAACAGAUGCAAACGGAUCCGAGGGCACUGCAGGAUCAUUUAAAAAAUCCUGAAAUUGCUGUCAAAAUUCAAAAGUUACUGGAUUCUGGGUUGAUUGCUAUUAGGUGAAUUGUGUGAAUGAUUGUCAUGUUUAUUUUAAGGAGGAGAAAACUUAAUAAAGCUUUUUUUCAUUGAACCAUUUAAAAGUA